Electrophorus electricus (electric eel) is the source of this 6113-nucleotide messenger RNA. The record is from RefSeq and is a predicted model, not a curated record. Lineage: Eukaryota; Metazoa; Chordata; Actinopteri; Gymnotiformes; Gymnotidae.
CCGCAUGUCCCACUCUGGGUUAGCCUCCGUGUCCGUGUGCAGAUGUAGGCAGCUGUCAGCUGGUUGCACACGGGGUUCGGAUGUUGCCAGUCAGAACUCUAUUUGAUAAGGAACGUGUAGAAUUUGGAACAGAGCUGCCACAAAUCAAGGUUAUGUUUUAUUUAUUUAUUUUUUCUUUCACGUUUCAAAUUAAAUGUCAGCAGUGAGCCAGGCUUGUGGUAGAGGAUAUCGCAUCACUGUAAUACUGAGUGUUGUCUUGUCUAUUUCAGCAACUAUGAGGAAAAAUGAUGGGAGCACAUUGUCCUCCUGCAGAAACAGGAGGGCAUCUUCAGGAGAUACCGUCGGCCUCUCCGAGGGGGACCUUUUACUGCAGGCUCUGGAUGGUUUCAUCUUGGUGGUGUCCACCGAGGGCUGCAUCUUCUAUGCUUCUCCUACUAUCCAAUAUUUCUUGGGUUUCCAUCAGUCAGAUGUUAUUCACCAAAGCAUUUAUGAGCUGAUCCAUAUCGAAGACCACGCCGUGUUCCGAUGGCAGCUCUACUUUGCCUUCGACUCAAAGGAUGUUGGUGAUGCGCCAGGCAACAGCGAGAAUCACAGUCUUCAUCUACUCCCUCCGGAGAACUCCAUUCUCCUGGACAGGAACUUCUGCUGCCGCUUCCGAUGUCUCCUGGACGGCUCUUCUGGAUUCUUGGCCCUGAAUUUUCAGGGGAGGCUGAAGUAUCUACCUGGAGACGAGAAGCCUGUGGAGAGGAUCUCAGGGGCACAGUCGCGCCUCGCUCUGUUUGCAGUCGCCAGCCCUGUACAGCCUUGUGGCAUCUUGGAGAUCAGGACCAAGACUCUCAUUUUCCAGACCAAACACAAGCUAGACUUUGCACCAUUGUCAGUAAAGGGCAAGGUGGUUUUGGGGUACACAGAGCUUGAACUGUGCUCAAGAAGCUCUGGCUACCAGUUUAUUCAUGCAGCUGAUAUGAUGUACUGUGCAGACAGUCACCUAAGAAUGAUGAAGAAGGGAGAUGCUGUCUUCAGGCUCCUGACCAAGAGCGGCGUGUGGGUCUGGGUCCAGGCCAGCGCCCGAGUCAUGUUCCAGGGAGAGAAGCCUGAUUUCAUUAUCGCUCAGCAGAAACCCUUAACAAAUGAAGAGGGUGAGGAACAUUUGCGACGAAGGUCCCGGCAACUUCCGUUCAGCUUUGCAGGAGAAGCUGUCCUGUAUGAAACCGUCCCCAGCGUAAAGGACCCAACGGUGCAGAGCUGCCCAUAUACUUCCACUGAGAAGAGCAGACCCCCAGAUCAGACAGGCUUGGGCUGUCUCCCCCUCCUGGGCUCCUUACUCAGACAGGACCAGUCUGUCUCCAUCCAACCCCCAGAGCCAGAAAUCCAGAGCCUCCUGGUCCAGCCCUUUGCAGACAGUCACACGCUCAGUGUACCCAGUGCCACCCAGAAGCUGGACCCUCCAGAACCCAGCCGAGAGCAAAUCCCAGAGAAGGGAGGCAUGAAGGGAGCUCUGAGGAACCUGGAGGUGAACCGGGAAGACCUGAUGGAAUGGGACAAAGCCUUAUUGAGGAUCCGUCUAGAGAGAGGAGAAGAGCCAGCCCAGCUGAAUGGCAUUAUGGCCAGCGACGUGUUUGCAUAUGUAGAAGAGGCUCUGUGGAAAGAGAGCAGUCUGACGGACUCUGAGCAGAGCGAGCCUAAAGCAGCAAGCUCGGGGAAAGCUGAGACUUCUGGGACUUCUCAGAGUGAGACGAUGGAGCUGCUUCAGAGUGGCAUGUUGCCCACCAAGCCACAUUCAGAGUCAGCUGUAUACGGGUGUGAAGAGCAAGGUAAAUCCAGCAAGAGGAACGCGAGCGGUUUUCUGGGUCUUGGUUUCCAACCACUGCUCUUAAAAACCACAGACCUGAGCCCCCACAGCCCCUCUUAGUUCCUGUUUCCACUGCAUGACAGUCAUUCUCAGUCUGAACACACACAGGCCUUAUGUAUACAUUCUGCAUUAAAAAAAAACGCAAUUUGCCGAUUUUAGUGUUUCAAACAUUUGUUAGAGCAGUUCACAGAAUCCUAGUCGACAGGCCAAAGCUAACAUGCAAUAGGCCAAAACAUUUGGCAGCCACAGAAACAGCAACAGGUCGUCCUUCAGGUAUUGGGGUAUGGUCAAAAGAACUACACUGGCCAUAAUCCCACAUCAGCAGCAGAUAUCCAACAGGGCCAUCUCCAUGAUGUUUACUGUUCAGGAGCUACGGUCACAGGGCCAAGAUGACCACAGUUCACUGGCUGUAGCUUUAAGACAAGCGUCGCAGGCCUGGUGCAGAUGUCUAGCCCAGGGCUGGCAGUCACACUUCCUGUCAGACAGUCAGAAAUCCGGACUCAGCAAUUACUGUAAAGAGUUUAUUGAACUGGAAGGGAGUUCUAGCAGUUCAUAAAGCUGGCUCAACUAAAUUAAUGUGUAGUCAUGUCAGAUUUGGGCCUCGCUGUAUGGACUCUCUUACAUUAAGUUAAUUUAUUCCUCAAUGUGUCGAUCGCUUGGCCAAGAACCGUGGUAACGCAGCUUCCAUCGAGAGGUAAAUGUCUAGCAGACAUUCUGAGAAGCUAGUACAUCUGGAGAAUGUCCCCCUAGGAACGUUCUGGGAAGCUAGUACGUCUGGAGAAUGUCUCCCUAGGGUCCUUUGGUCCCCAGGAGCACGGCACACGUCUUGACAACAUUGUAUUCUAAUUUGCAUAGUGUUUUCAGCAUUAGCAUUAAAUCCCACAUGGACACUGAAUCAUACUCAUAGUGCAUAUUACAUAAUUAUGUCAAAUAGCAAUUUACUGACCUUGAUCAAUAGUGCCUUGUAGUUUAAAAUGUUCUCCUGGUUUGACAUUUUGCUACAUAUGGAAAAGUUAGAGCUGAAAUCUUUUAUAUGUACAUUUCACACUGACACUGAGGCACUAGAUUUGUAUUACUGUAUAUCAUGUGUAUGUUGUCCUAUGGCAGCUGUCCAUAGUUUCAGUGCAAGUCAUUUAAGCUAUAAGUAGUAAAUAAUUUGAUAGGAUAUCAUACUAAAAAUUGUAUGGUAGAAAAACUCCACAUUUGGCACAUUGGUGGUAAACGCGUCGCACUUUGGCUAUUUAUGUGCUGCGUUUUAAGCUUUUAUGUUACUAAUUUGAUGAGAGCCCUGCGAUUAGAGGGGCUGCAGAAAUCUACACGGGUUAAUGAUAAAUGUCUCUCAUAUACUGAUUACAAUCUGUUUAUUAUGACCUCUUAUAUUUCGUUAAUGUGCUGCACACGUCACUGUUAAUGAUUUAAUGACUAAACAUUUCACUCAUCCAAAGAUUUCAUUGCAGUCUACUAUAUUUCACUCAGAGGACACUGUCACAUCGGCUCUUCUGCUGCUUUGACAACAAAAUUGUGUUUUACUGUAUUUCCUCUGUUAAUAUGCCUGUUAUUGACUUUUGAUAUUUGUACUGCACGAUUAGUGUAAAAUGUAAUAACGGGGCAUUAGAUAUGUUUUUGCAGGAAUGUAAACAAUUUUAAAAUAAGAAUUUGUUACCUAAACAAAAUUACUUCAACUUUGACAGCAAUGACAAUGUAGGAAUAACUUCUGAAAUCGCACACUCCUAUAUAUGCAGCCUGUUUAUUUUCUGUAAUAAUUAAAGGACAGGUGGGUUAAAUCAUUGGUGUGGGUCAGGAGCUCUGUGAGAGGAGACAGCAUAUUGCCACCUGUUUUACAUAACGGCCUGCACCCUCCCCCAAGAUGCCGUGCUGUUUGUGCGUGGGUGUGUUUGGGUGUACAGUAGACAGAGAGGGAACUCUUUGGUAGCACGUUGUGUUCAUCACCACAUACCACCUUUAAUACAACACUUCGUGUCCGUGGGAAUGGGAGUAUAGGAUACGAACCCUCCUGCGUGUCGACUCCUUUACAAGUGACAUGCAGCCCAGAGCUCUCAUAAUACAAAGAUCUCUUUGAUUUUGGCCAAAACUUUUAAAAGGGUGUGCUAAGUUGCUCCUCUCUUGUUAGUCAUAGGAUCUGUUAAAUUGCUUACAGUGUGCAUAACCUCAAAAGGACAGAGGCUACCAGCUGGUUGUAAUACUAGAUGUUUUCUAAUAUACUUUCAGCCUCUGAUCCAGUCUGAAUUGGGAUGAAUCUAGAAGCAAAUCUAAAAUGAACUGCAAUCAAUAUUUGUGGUAAAUUUACUCAUUUAAUACAAGGAACUUGAGGUGCAUCGUGCUCCUAAGAAAAUGUUUUUUUAAAACUGACCAGUUGUAGCAGCGUGAGAGGUAUGGCAACCUCAGCAGGUUUUGGUUGUGAGCACUGGUUUUACACUGCUUUUAUCUGGGGUACAUUUUCACCAUCAUGUUCAAGGAAGCAUUUCAGAGAAGGUCAAACCUCUUUGUAGAGUUCACACUUUUUCAAACUGUUGGUAUAUUCACCACCACUCUGUUAGUUCUAAAGUUUACUCACUGGGUUAGUUUCACUUGCCAGUUGAGAAUGUUAGUCAACCAUUUCCCCCCUAGGAGUGUGUCUGAUGGGUGGAGUGUUCUCAGACAAAGGGAUGUUUUUCCCUGCUGACAGAUUAGUGCUUCCCCCUUGUGGGCCUUUAAAACACUACUGCUAGAAUGGUCCCUGAUUUUCAUUUAAUGUGUUUUGUCCGGUCAUAGUUAAAUGGUAAAAUUCUGUAAGCUUUACUGUAAAUUCUUGAAGUAAAUUACAAAAGUAAAGUAAUGCUGAGGGCUUCUGUGAGCACACGUCUGGGUUAAGGGUAGGGUUUUGCCUAUAGAAAUACACUGACCUGGAAGUUUGUGAAAUUUGUAUGCCUACAGUGACAGAAAGUAUGCUUAAGAUGCUGCUGUCACAACAGUCAUCAUCCUAGAAUAAUAAAAAUACUCAUGGCUCUGAGCAUUGGUGUUUGUGCUUGGCGAAAGAGUUUAAUAAUGAAAUGGAAAGCACUGAGGACUCUUAUUUAGUCAGGCUGUCAGUAUGCCAGCACAGGAAGUCUACUUUAAACUGUUUAUUGCCAUUAACAGUCAGUAAUUUGCACACUGCAUACAGAAGGAAAAAUACACAUCCGUGUUAAGGACAUCACUAAUGGGAACGUAAGGUCAGAGUAAUUCACUCCCGGCCAGCAUGCAGCAUCCCUGGACGCAGUACGUUCAAGGGCACGGGAUUAUGGAUUCCCCGACAAGGUCACGUGUGCUUGGCCUGACAGACACCAGGAGGUCACGGAGGUUGAAGGAGAUGACCGACAUGAUGCACUGACCUCACUGACAGAGUUGCACAAGCAGACCUGCUGACCUGGUGGACAGAGAUCUAGAGGACGAUGGAGAAAAGGUCUGGCCGAGAGAGCUGCAGAUACGAGCGCAGUAGUAUUUACUUCUGACAUUUGUAGUAUUACUGCCAAAAUUGUUCCAGCUGGGUUUUGUUUGUUUUAGUACAGCAUGGUUUUAGAAUCAGAAUUAGAAUGUGUGCUAUCUCUAAGACAGCCUUGUGUCUGGGCAGCGUUUGUGAACAGACAUGGUCUGUCUGGCUUUUAGGAGUGGGGCUCUGCUGAUGUGAACAGGCUACAGGAUUUAAGCCCCGCCCCUUUGCCCUAUUGCUUCUUCUGGGUCUUGGGGGCAAAAGUGAGGUGUGUUGGCCGCUGGACCGAGCGUGAGGAGGGUUAUUAUUCCCCAGCUCGUGCUAAAGUCCGCCGUUUGCAAAUGUGCGUUCUGGGCUUUUAACAUGGUUCAAAGGUAUACUUGGUAUUAUUUAUAGAGGCCAGUCACAUGUAAAUCAGGAUCCUUUCAGAUUUAAACCAAAUCCAAAUCCCUGCUGCAGUGGUAUUGGUGAGGGAGGCUCUCAAAUAAAGAGUGCAGAAUCAGUCUCUAUGACAGUAGCGAUUCCACCGUUCCACCAUUUGGGGCGCUGUUCACCUUUAUUUAGACAAACCACUGUGUUAAGUGACCUGCAAAACUGCCUUUAGUGAUUUGGAAAUCUGGAAAUUUAAGGUGUGUGUGUGUAUGUGCGCGCGCGCGUGUGUUUGCAUUCAAUAUGUUUGUUUCAUCUUUAUUUAUCACAAUAUUCAAAUAUAAGUAGCCUAUCUGAAAUGCAAUUCCAACUUUCCAAAAUGAUGUUAUUGUAAUUUGCUGUUAUUACAGAAAUAUUAAAUAC